AUGGGUUCAGGCGCCUCAAAACCAGUGCGCUCAGCUGCUGGUGCAGCUGCAAAGCGCCAGUAUCCUAAAAAGGCUGCCCCUCCUCCAAGGACACCCGCUGCGCCAAAACAAGCCAGAGAGGCGCCACAGUCUACUCCCUACAUCUGCACCCACACCUUCACCACCAUUGACCUUGACGGCCGUGAUCCCGACUUCGCCGCCUCCCUCCGUACAAUCGGACCAGUCGACCCAUCCGGCAACUUCUCCCACCCCAACCCCUUCAACCGUGGCACCCUCCAAACCGUCUUCCCUACAUCCUCCAACCCAGCUCUCAUUGUUGUCAAUGCCCGUCAACGGAUCACAAAGGCUGCACAUGAUGAGGCUUUAGCAGUUGGGAACCCCAAUUUCACGGGUCGCCAGUUCCUGGAUUCGUUGACUAUUCAUCAGGCAUUGACGAUGCGUGACCAGCAGAAAUUACCGAGUGGGGAGAUUGAGCGGAUGCUGAGGUUGAAGAAGGGAACUAUUGACAAGUUAGGGAAGAGUGGUAUUGUCUCUCAGGCUGCUUGA
Penicillium malachiteum is the source of this 546-nucleotide messenger RNA. RefSeq lists its product as uncharacterized. Lineage: Eukaryota; Fungi; Ascomycota; Eurotiomycetes; Eurotiales; Aspergillaceae. The transcript has 2 exons. The record is from RefSeq and is a predicted model, not a curated record. Bases 1 to 546 code for a protein of 181 amino acids.